UGCCGAAAAUGGAAGAAGGCCACGCUCACUCACUGAGGACUGACGAGAAGAGAAAUGGCGGACUCCUGCUCCUGCUCCCUCGCUUCCUCCCGCAUUCAUCCGCCGCCUGAUAAACCCCCUGCCGGGCUCCUCCGCGGCUCCACCGCCACCGCGUCCCGAAACCGCGCACAUCCGACGGUGGUGAGUCCAGUCGGUGAGGAAGGGAAAGAUGGUGCCGCUGCGGCCGGUGAGCCGUCCGAUGGUGCACCCGGACCCGGCUCCGGUGGAGGCGCCCGCUCCCGCUCCGGCUGCUGCUCCGGCUGCGGCUCCCGCUCCGGCUCCCGCUCCGGCUGCGGCUCCGGCUGCGGCUCCGCAGGCCCCGGCGCAGGGACAGGGGGACGCGGGCCCGAACGCCGCGCCGCCUGGGGUGCGGAUGCGCGCUCCGAUCCGGGGCCGUCUCGUGGUCCGCCUCGUGCAGGCGCUCCUCGCCGCCGCCGCGGUCGCCGCCAUGGCCUCCGCCCGCGACUUCGCCUCGCUCACCGCCUUCCGCUACCUCGUAUCAGCAGCAGCCUUGCAAUGCCUGUGGAGCCUGGCACUGACCAUUCUCUACUUCUACGCGCUCCUCGUCGGCCGUUCCUACCGAAACCCACGAGCCAUCGCCAUACUCUGCGUCGGGGACUGGAUCACCGCAGGACUGACCUUCACUGCUGCAUGCGCGUCGGCAGGCAUCACCACUUUCAUCAGCGAUGACGUGGAAGCUUGCUAUGACAACCACUGCCCAAGCUUUAUGUCUGCUACUGCCAUGGCUUUCUUGAGCUGGUUCACAGUUGCGCCGUGCUGUCUCCUGAACCUCUUCUCGGUAGUCCACAAAUUACAGAGGCUGUAGCCUACAGAACAAAAACAUGGGAUUGUUUGUGCACCAGAUCCUCUUCCAUGGCCAACUGGGGCACUGCGUGGCGCGGCUAAUUACAGUAGGACCGAUAAGCAACUGAUGGUGCAAAUACCUUCUUAUAUAGUAUAUUAUUAGUGUUGGCUGGUGGUUGUGACCUGUGGAUGAACUAAUGGGCUGCUUGUAUAGAGCUCAAGGUGGCUGAUAUGCCACUCUGUUCUCUUUUUUAUAUCCAGAUCUUAGAUCCUGAGAUUUCUUGUGUAUUGCAGUUGUCACUUAUGAAUGUCGGAUUAUCAGGCACUCGGUUUAUUCUUCUAGAUAAUAUAAAAAUGCAAAUAGAUGCUGAUUUCUGUC
Lolium perenne is the source of this 1222-nucleotide messenger RNA. RefSeq names its product CASP-like protein 5A1. The record is from RefSeq and is a predicted model, not a curated record. NCBI's taxonomy places the organism in Eukaryota, Viridiplantae, Streptophyta, Magnoliopsida, Poales, Poaceae. Gene Ontology annotation, cellular component: membrane.